GAUACGAAGCGACACGACUCACCUGAGGGGGCUGCUCUUAGACCUCACUCAUGUGGAUGACAGCUGGACUUCGGAGACAGUAAAGAAUGAAGAGGAAGGGAACCAGCAGCAGCUUUUCCCAGCCUAAAAGAAGAGAGGAGGAAGAACAUCCCAGAGAGGAGACGGAGGAGGAAGAGUUCAGAGAAAGAAAUGAAGGCAUGCAGAGCUCAGACAGUGAAAGAGGCGACAUGGCGUCACUCUAUCAGAGAUUCACCGGCAAGAUCAACACAAACAAAUCGUUCCCAAACCCUCCGGAGGCGAGCCAUCUCCUCGGGCAAAACGUGGAGGGGGAGAGGCCGGUGGAGAACCAGCGACCCCGGCUUCAGCGCCCGUACCGGCGGCACUCCGAGGACGAGGAUGAGCUGGUGGGCAGCAACCCUCCGCAGAGGAACUGGAAGGGAAUAGCGAUCGCCCUUCUUGUCAUUCUGGUCAUCUGCUCGCUGAUCGUCACCUCCGUCAUCCUGUUGACACCAGGUGAAGACGACCGUCUGGCUCUCAAGGGCAAGGUGACGGUUGGAGACCUGUUUAGAAAAGACUUCAAGGUUCACGACCCAAACGCCAAGUGGAUCAGCAGUAAUGAGCUGCUGUACCGGAACCGGGACGGUGAUGUUGUCAAGUUCAACGUGGACACGAACGAGCAAACCGUCCUGGUGCAUAACAAGAAAUUUGAAAUGUACAAAGCCAGCAAGUACGAGGUGUCUCCUGACAUGAAGCAUGUGCUGCUGGCCUACAACGUUGCACCGGUGUACCAGUAUUCCUACACGGCCUUCUACAUCAUCUGCAGCCUGGAAACUCCGGAGACGUGGAACCUGAACCCUCCAGAGGUUCGAAACGCUCAGCUACAGUACGCAGGCUGGGGCCCGCAGGAUCAGCAGCUGAUCUUCAUUUUUGAGAACAACAUCUACUAUCGAUCCAAGGUGGAGAGCCGCUCCAUCCGUCUGGUGUCUACCGGCAAGGAGGGCGUCAUCUUCAAUGGGCUCAGCGAUUGGUUGUAUGAAGAGGAGAUUUUCCAGUCCCAUGUCGCCCAUUGGUGGUCUCCAGAUGGUGCCAGGUUGGCUUAUGCCACCAUCAACGACACUCUUGUGCCAAGGAUGGAGCUGCCGAUGUUUACAGGCUCACCCUACCCAAUGGGGAAGGACUACCAUUACCCGAAAGCUGGUGAGGAAAACCCAGUCAUCACUCUCUAUGUCGUGAACCUCAAUGGUCCUCUGCACACCAUCGAGAUGAGGAGACCUGAUGAUCCCAGAGUAGGUGAGUACUACGUGACGAUGGUGAAAUGGGCCACCACCACCAAACUGGCUAUUAACUGGCUGAACAGAGCACAGAACAUCUCUAUACUGACGCUGUGCGAGGCCACAACGGGAGUCUGCACCAAGAAACACGAGGAUGAAAGUGAAGGGUGGCUUCACAGGCAGAAUGAGAAGCCUCUGUUCUCCAAAGAUGGGCUGAAGCUGUUCUUCACACGAGCCAUCCCUCAAGGCGGGCGAGGCAAAUUCUUCCACAUCUCCAUGUCCAUUUCCCAGCCCAACACCAGUACAGACACACUGCAGUCCAUCACAUCUGGAGACUGGGAUGUUACUCAGGUCCUGGCCUACAACGAGGACAGCCAACUGAUAUACUUCCUGAGCACUGAGGAUGGUCCAAAGCGGAGGCAUCUGUACAGUGCGGAUACAUUUGGUUCGUUCAACCGUCGCUGUCUGUCCUGCGCUUUGUCUGACAGCUGUGGCUACAUCGGCGGCUCCUUCAGCCACAACAUGAGCUACUUCCUGCUCAAGUGCCAAGGUCCGAAUAUCCCAUUCGUGGCCAUUUACAAGACGCAGAGAGGGCCAGAGAGUGAGACGCAGGAUACAGAAAGUAUUGCAGAAGUGUAUAAAUUAGAGAGCAAUGAGAACCUGCAGCAGACUCUGGACUCCAUGCAGAUGCCCACAGUGGAGUAUAAAGAGAUCAACAUGGACGACUACACCCUGUCGCUACAAAUCCUGAAACCCGCCGGCUUCGUGGACACGGCUCACUACCCGCUGCUACUGCUUGUCGACGGGACUCCUGGUGGCCAGAUGGUGUCGGAGAGGUUCCACAUGGACUGGGCCACAGUCCUGGUGAGCAGCUUCGGCGCCAUCGUGGUGCGUUGCGACGGCCGAGGCAGCGGCUUCCAGGGAACCAACCUGCUGCACCGGAUCCAGAAGAAACUGGGCGUGUACGAGGAGCAGGACCAGAAGGAGGCACUCAAUUUCAUUCUUAAAGAGCCCUACGUUGAUAAAACCAGAGUGGGAGCUUUUGGAAAGGUGUAUGGAGGCUAUGUGACCAGCCUGUUGGUCAGCGGUGAGGAAUCUCCUGUAAAAUGCGGUGCUGUCCUCUCACCUAUCACUGAUUUUGAAUUAUACGCUUCUGCUUUCUCUGAGAGAUAUCUGGGACUGCCUAAACCUGACCCAAGGGCAUACACAAUGGCAAAUUUAGCACACAGAGCAUCCCAAUUCAUGGAUAAGAAGUUUCUUAUUAUCCAUCCGACAGCUGAUGAAAAAGUCCACUUCCAACAUACAGCCAAAUUUAUCGCCCAGCUCAUCAGCGAAAAGGCCAACUACACCUUACAGAUCUACCCAGAUGAAGGUCACUUCAUCCACAGCGAUGCCACGAAGCAGCACCUCAGCCAGUCCCUGGUGAACUUCUUCGAGGAGUGCUUCAGGCUACCAGAGAGAGUGUUUGAGGAAGCUCUGGAAGAAGAAGUAGAAGACGAGGGUUAGAUUUGGCCUUGUUGGGCUCCUCCUCUGCCCCAGAUCUUCCCCCCCAAACCCAUCCGGUCAUCUUACCUACCGUACCUUUCAUCCCGUUCAACACCGGCGUCCACAAUAUGCAACUCCCAUCUGUUUUCCAUCUGGGUCGACUCACUGCAUCUGGACUCCCUCUGCAUCCCCCCCAACCUGAAACUGCCUUUCCAGCAGACGACGGAUCUCCCCCUACAUCUUUUACCCACCCCACUCAACUUCUUCAUCUUCGGCCCUGAUUUGCAAUCCAAAAGGCCCUCCGGAGAGGCAACAAAGACUGAUGACCUGACAUGAAGUUUUGGAAUACACUGACAGGAAGCAGUCUCCUUCAGCAGGAUGGACCAGCUCCUCAGAAGCAGUGGAGAGAAAGCAUCAGCUCUCACACAGACUUUUAAGCUGUGAGGGGAAGGAACAACCUUAUAGCACAUAACUUGUAUAUUGAAGAAAAUCAGACCCCUGGUGGAAAGAAACGCUGACUGGCAGUGUUCAUAAUGGGUGUCUGGAAUAGUGCGGAUACAGCAAAUGUUACUAUUUUUAAAGUUGUGAAGAACUUUUCAUGUUGGACUGUGGUUGUGUCUAUUGUUCUUACAGUGUAAAAUAGCACACAAACAUUCACUCAGCUACUCCAGAUAUAUUUCCUUUCAGUAUUCAUGUUUGCCCCCGACGUUGGUUUUAUCUCAUUGUUUCAUUUUGUGUGUUUCAGUGACGCUGACCGAACUCAGGCUGGCAAAAAGUGUCAUAAAGAAAAAGAAAAAUGCCAUGGGCUUUUCUUAUCAUCCAUCCAGACAGUUUUAUUGUGACGCUCAGCUUUUUAUCAAACUGUGUUCAAAAAGCAUUAACUUGUUUUAGUCACUGUGCCUUACUUUUGUCAGAAAAAACUCCAGCUGUGGGACUGCAUUUAUUUACUACAACACAGCAGAUUUUUACUGAAUAGUUUGGCAUUUUGGGAAAUAGGCCUGUUUGCUUUUUUGCCGAGAGUUAGGCAGAAAGAUUGAUACCACCUGUAUACACUAGAGUACCAAACAAAUGUCAGCCACAAUCCCUCAACCUUUGGGGUUCAGUUACAACCAGAAAAAAUAAGACAACUGCAACCAUUAGUCCUCGCUAGCAUUGUAAAAUAUAUUGCAUGUUCAUAAAUGCCAGCAGCAGAACAGCAGAGACUCUCACAAUGAGCUGAAAUGAAGCAGCUGCACAUAAAUUAGGUAAAUAAUUUUGUUUUUAAAGGCUGUGUUUCUCUGGGAAAGCAGCUGAACACUCCGGGCUGCUCUUUCACUUUCACAGUGAGGUGUGUGAAAGGUCUGUUGUUUAGAAAUGCAGGAAAGGCGUCACAUGCGUUGUGGUCAUGUCAGCUACCAAAACAUGGAACAGAAAGCUCUCAUUACGACACACACAAGGCGUAAACUUUAGUCGCUGCUAAGGAGACCAUAGCAAAUUGUACACUGAUCUUCAAAAUCUGCCUGACAUUCACUGUUAGCAUGCUAACAAACCAAGAAGGGUGCAUUCCAGUACCCAUGCUACCACAAGAUUUACUUGGCCCAAAAUACCAGAAUGUCCCCCUACAUCUGCCAUAUGCAAGACACAAUGCUAUUCUGACCCACAAUCCUUUGCACAGUGGAAGACCCGUCACAUACACCACCAUUCAAAAGUCUGGGGUCACUUAGAAAUGUCCUUAGUUUUGAAAGAAAAGCAGUUUUUUUUCAAUGAAGAUAACAUUAACUUAAUGAUAAAUCCAGUGCAGACAUUGUUAAUGUGGUAAAUGACUAUUGUAGCUGGAAACAGCUGAUUUUUAAUGGAAUAUCUCCAUAGGGGUACAGAGGAACAUUUCCAGCAACCAUCACUCCUGUGUUCUAAUGCUACAUUGUGUUAGCUAAUGGUGUUGAAAGGCUAACUGAUGAUUAGAAAACCCUUGUGCAGUUAUGUUAGCACAUAAGAUAAGAUAAGAUAAGAUAAGAUAAAGUUCUUUAUUUCUCCCCACUCCAGGGGAAAUUUACAUUGUUACAGCAGUUUUAUUUACAAUAUAUACAAGGGUGGCAAAAUUUUU
Amphiprion ocellaris (clown anemonefish) is the source of this 4839-nucleotide messenger RNA. Its product is annotated as dipeptidyl aminopeptidase-like protein 6. The transcript is spliced from 28 exons. The coding region runs from base 87 to 2777 and encodes 896 amino acids. Gene Ontology annotation, biological process: proteolysis. The record is from RefSeq and is a predicted model, not a curated record. Gene Ontology annotation, molecular function: serine-type peptidase activity; dipeptidyl-peptidase activity. NCBI's taxonomy places the organism in Eukaryota, Metazoa, Chordata, Actinopteri, Pomacentridae.